CAAGACUAUAUUUUUAGCGCCAUUUGUAGGUAUUAUUGCUGAGUAUCAAAGAUUUAGUAAGAUGAUAAAUGAGCAUAAUUAAUCAUUUAAGAAGAAGCAAGAGGACAACCAAAGUGUUCGCCAACAAUGCUUUUUGAAAUAACGUCUCACAUAUCGCCAAUGAGGUUUUCAAAAUGGAUUCUCUGACUGUUGCAAAUACCAAAUUUGCCAUUCUUCUGUAUAAGAAGCUAAAGGAAGGAAAAGGAAAUGAGAACAUUUUCCUGUCUCCAUUAAGUAUCUCAACUGCUCUAGCCAUGGUGUAUCUCGGUGCUAAAGGCAACACUGCUGCUGAGAUGGCUAAGGUUCUGCAGUUUGACACAGAUGGAGAUGUCCAUCCAAAAUUCAAGGAGUUGAUGGCUGGUAUCAAUGACCGUGACAAACCUUAUCUGCUGAAAUUGGCUAACCGUCUAUUUGGAGAGGAAACACACACAUUUCUCAAAACAUUCCAAAACUCUGCAUCAAAAUUCUAUGAUUCACAAUUGGCUGCUGUUAGUUUUCAAAGUCAGCCAGAAGCUGCCAGAAAAGUGAUCAAUUCUUGGGUAGACAACAGGACUGAAGGUAAAAUCCAGAACAUUCUGCCAGAGAGAAGUAUUACUCACAACACAAAACUUGUUCUUGUAAAUGCCAUCUACUUUAAGGGGCAGUGGAGCAGCAAAUUUACUGAAAAUAAGACAUACGUAAAAUCGUUCUGGCUAAACAAGAGAGAAUCCAAGCCAAUAAACAUGAUGUUCCAGGAAGAAGAAUUUUACUUUGGUUAUAUUGAGGAACUCCAAACCAAAGUUCUGGAACUCCCUUACAUCCAAAAUGAGCUAAGCAUGAUUAUCUUGCUGCCUGAUGGCAUCAAUGAUAACUCCACUGGGCUGGAGCAGCUGGAGCAGACACUUACACAUGAAAACCUUCUCCUUUGGACCAACCAGGCAAACAUGAUGAAAAUCAAGGUCAGGGUUCAUCUGCCCAGAUUUAAAUUGGAAGACCAAUUUGACCUUAAAGAUGUACUUUUAGCGAUGGGGAUGACUGAAGCAUUUGAUCUGGCAAAGGCUAAUUUCACUGGAAUGUCUGAAGCAAGUAACCUUUUCUUGUCAAAUGUUUUUCACAAGUCUUUCGUGGAAGUUAAUGAAGAGGGCACAGAGGCUGCAGCAGAUACUGCAGCCAUCAUUAACAAUCGAAGUUUACCAUUGGAAGCAGAAUUUGUUGUUGAUCACCCUUUCCUGUUCUUCAUCAAACACAACAAAUCAGAGAGCAUUCUAUUCUUUGGCUGCUUCUCUUCACCAGGAGAUGAAGUCAGGGGAUAUAAAGGUGCACAGCAAAUGAUGCAGCAGGUUCAAAGGUGCAAAUGAAAGAAUAAUAGGUGGAGAAAGGUGUACUCUUGAUCAAAAUCAUUAUUUGCAUACAGUUAUGUCCAAGAUUACAGAUUACAAUUAUUGCUUGGUGACAAUCUGCUAAAUGGAAUGAUUUAAAUUGUAUAAGUUCAACUGAUUUCCUGCUAGUUAUAUUGU
Molecule: messenger RNA, 1535 nt
Organism: Chiloscyllium plagiosum (whitespotted bambooshark)
Lineage: Eukaryota; Metazoa; Chordata; Chondrichthyes; Orectolobiformes; Hemiscylliidae
Product: leukocyte elastase inhibitor-like
Biological process (GO): negative regulation of endopeptidase activity
Molecular function (GO): serine-type endopeptidase inhibitor activity
Source: RefSeq, a predicted model, not a curated record